AUGGCCCCGAACAUAGACAAAGAAGCGGAGCAUCUCCGGAACAAAGCCAGGAAAGAGCUUCUGGCUGUGCUCGAGGGCGUCCGGGGAAAGAAGAACUUAGUCAUCGGGAAGGACUUGACUGGAUUGCUCAGCCUCUUCAUCCAGUUCCCCACCCUGAAAGAGUAUGGCGUGGACAAAGUCUUCGAGCUCGAGAACGGGAACACCGACUCUUCGCAAAAAGGCAUCAUCUAUCUCGUCCACGGCGAGAAGGCCAGCUUGGUUCAAGCUGUAGCAGAACAGAUCAAGAAACUUCAGCGAAAUGGGUCAGUCGAGCAUGAGAUCUCGAUUUGCUGGGUUCCCCGAAGAACCCUGGUGUCGAACAAAAUUCUGGAAGAUGAAGGCGUUCUAGGAGAUGUCAACGUCUCAGAGCUGCCGCUCUAUUUCCUCCCCCUCGAAGAUGACCUGUUCUCGCUAGAGCUGGACGAGGCCUUCACUGAUCUCUACCUGAGACAUGACCCUUCACCUCUAUAUCUGGCGUCCAAAGCACUGAUGCAUAUCCAACAACGGCAUGGCCUGUUUCCAAGAAUCCUAGGGAAGGGGGACAAUGCGCGAAGGCUUGCCAAUCUUUUACUCAGGGGUCGCAAGGAGCUGGACGCCGAUGAAGCUGCUACGCAGUACACCAGCUUGCCCAGCACAUCAAUCGAGCAGCUGAUCAUCAUCGAUCGCGAGGUUGACUUCGCUACAGUCUUGUUGACUCAAUUGACAUACGAGGGCCUCAUUGAUGAGAUCAUCGGUAUCAAGCAUAACCGUGCAGAGGUUGAUUCAUCAGUUAUCGGGCCAACUCCUCAACCGCGGCCACAGGCGGGCCCCGCCUCGACUUUGCCUCUACCAGCUGUCAAACAGAGCCUGAAGCGAAAGAUCCAGCUUGAUUCAUCGGACACGUUGUACGAUCAGCUUCGUUCCUCCAACUUCGCGCUUAUCGGUCCGCACCUGAACAAGAUAGCUCGACGCUUGGAAUCAGACUACGAAGGACGUCACAAUGCUCGUGGUAUCAACGAACUACGAGACUUCGUGAACAAGCUGCCUACUUUCCAACAGGAGCAUCAGUCGCUGGCUAUUCAUACAAAUCUGGCCGAUGACAUGACAAAGCACACCCGGUCUGACACCUUCAACCGCGAACUGGAAGUCCAGCAGAACAUCGCUGCAGGGGCAGAUCCAAUCUAUCAACAUGAUACCAUCGAGGAACUCAUCGCUCGCGAUGCUCCACUCUCCACCAUCCUGCGCUUGCUAUGCCUCGAAUCGACCGUGGCUGGGGGCCUGCGUCCCAAGGACCUAGAGUCCUUCCGCCGACAGAUACUCCAUGCCUACGGUUUUCAGCAUCUCUUGACUCUCGACAGACUGGAGGAGAUUCAACUACUGCAGCCACGCUCAUCCGCUUCGGCAUUGCUUCUCCCAGUCGGUGGCGCAGCAGGUCAGUCCGAUAGGGGCACCAAAACAAACUACGCGUAUUUGCGGAAGGAGCUACGACUGAUCAUUGAUGAGUACAACGAACAAGACCCCGGAGACGUUGCGUAUGUUUACUCUGGGUAUGCACCCUUGAGCAUCCGCAUUGUGCAAUGUAUAUUGCAAAAGCAGUAUCUGCAGACACUGCACAAAUCGCCUUUGCCGCUCACCCCUUCGAGUACGGGAUGGACUGGGUUUGAAGACAUCCUCAAAUCGGCACGGGGCCCACUGUUCAAUAUUGCCCAGAAGCCCACAGAUGAGAGCGCAGCGAAAGCCAAGGCUGCUUUGGCAGGCACUGGGGGCUGGAAGACCGUCUUCGUCAUGUUUGUCGGAGGUAUUACCUUUACGGAAAUUGCCGCCCUCAGAUUUAUCGGACGCAAGCUACAAGAGGCAGGACAGAGAAAGAAAAUCGUCAUUAGCACCACUGGUAUUGUGAGUGGUAGAAGUAUAAUGGAGGGAGUCAUUGAGAAGUCAACCUUAGGUUCAGGACUUUCCGCAACCUGA
Cladophialophora yegresii CBS 114405 is the source of this 1986-nucleotide messenger RNA. Its product is annotated as lysine-specific histone demethylase 1. The record is from RefSeq and is a predicted model, not a curated record. NCBI's taxonomy places the organism in Eukaryota, Fungi, Ascomycota, Eurotiomycetes, Chaetothyriales, Herpotrichiellaceae. The coding region runs from base 1 to 1986 and encodes 661 amino acids. Gene Ontology annotation, cellular component: fungal-type vacuole; CORVET complex. Gene Ontology annotation, biological process: intracellular protein transport; vesicle-mediated transport. The transcript is spliced from 4 exons.